Histoplasma mississippiense is the source of this 798-nucleotide messenger RNA. Its product is annotated as proteasome component PRE5. Gene Ontology annotation, cellular component: proteasome core complex; nucleus; proteasome core complex, alpha-subunit complex. The record is from RefSeq and is a predicted model, not a curated record. NCBI's taxonomy places the organism in Eukaryota, Fungi, Ascomycota, Eurotiomycetes, Onygenales, Ajellomycetaceae. Bases 1 to 798 code for a protein of 265 amino acids. The transcript is spliced from 3 exons. Gene Ontology annotation, biological process: ubiquitin-dependent protein catabolic process.
AUGUUUAGAAAUAACUACGAUAACGACUCGGUGACCUUCUCACCGCAGGGCCGAAUCUUCCAAGUUGAAUAUGCUCAAGAAGCCGUAAAGCAGGGCUCAGUAGUCGUCGGAAUCGUCAGCAAAACACAUGCCGUCCUAGUGGCUCUGAAGCGCAACGCCGAAGAACUCUCCUCCUACCAAAAGAAGAUAAUCCCCAUAGACCAGCACCUAGGCAUUGCCAUCGCCGGCCUGGCCUCUGACGCCCGCGUCCUCUCAAACUACAUGAAACAGCAAUCCCUCGCCUCAAAAAUGACCUACGGCAGACCUAUCCCGCUCGAACGCAUCGUCAGCCAAGUCGGCGAGCGUGCCCAGACAAACACCCAACUCUACGGCAAACGGCCCUACGGCGUCGGCCUUCUGGUGGCCGGCAUCGAUGACGCGGGGCCCCAUUUAUACGAAUUCCAACCGUCCGGGAUGACGCAGGAGAUGGUUGCUUGUGCCAUUGGGGCACGAAGUCAGAUGGCGCGGACGUACUUAGAGCGCCACUUGGAAAAAUUCAAUGAUUGUGGGCGGGAGGAGUUGAUUCAGCAUGGGCUGAGGGCGUUGAAGGAGAGCUUGUCUCAAGAUAAGGAGCUGACGGUUGAUAAUACGACGGUCGGGAUUGUCGGGACUGGGACUGGUGUGGGAAAGGGGAAGGUUGAGGCAUUUAGGUUAUAUGAGGGUUUGGAGGUUUCUGGGUUUCUAGAGAGUGCGAAUACUGACGGGCAACAGGCGGAGGCGGAGGGAGCAGAGGGGCAGUCGAUGGAGGUUGAUUCAUGA